Calypte anna (Anna's hummingbird) is the source of this 1279-nucleotide messenger RNA. RefSeq names its product pleckstrin 2 (gene PLEK2). Gene Ontology annotation, cellular component: plasma membrane. NCBI's taxonomy places the organism in Eukaryota, Metazoa, Chordata, Aves, Apodiformes, Trochilidae. The record is from RefSeq and is a predicted model, not a curated record. Gene Ontology annotation, biological process: intracellular signal transduction; actin cytoskeleton organization. Bases 1 to 1068 code for a protein of 355 amino acids. The transcript is spliced from 9 exons.
AUGCAGGAGGCAGCGGGAGUCCUGAAGGAGGGCUUCCUCGUCAAGAGGGGACAUGUCGUUCGUAACUGGAAAGUGAGAUGGUUCGUUCUGCUUCAGGAUAAGCUGCUGUAUUACAAAAUUGAAGGAGGCAAGAAGGACCCUUCUCCAAAAGGCAGGAUUCUUUUGGAUGGAUGCACUAUUACUUGUCCAUGCCUGGAAUAUGAGAACAGACCGCUACUCAUCAAAUUAAAGACAAAGACCAACACAGACUAUUUCCUUGAAUGUUGCUCCAGGGAGGAGCGAGACUCUUGGGCUUUGGACAUCACUGGAGCUAUUCAUGCUGGUCACCCAGUACAGGUACAAGAGCUUCACAGAAUGAAGAACUCUUUCAAGCUGCUCGAGAACAUCAGCCUUCACCGCAUAGUGGAGAGAAUGUGUGACAGCAGUGCUGGAAUUAGGCUGACUCGCAAUUUGGAGCAAGGCAACAGAUACAAAGAGACCUUCACAGGUUCUGCCCUGGUGGACUGGCUCAUCUCCAACAGCUUUUCUGUGUCUCGAUUCGAGGCCGUCACCCUGGCAUCCAUGCUGAUGGAGGAGAACUUCCUCAGGCCCGUGGGCGCCCGCAGCACCGAGGCCACGCGCUACAGCGACCUCUCCGAGCAGUUCCUUGAUGACUCCACAGCUCUGUACAUGUUUGCUGAGAGCAGUAAAAAAAAUAUCAGUUCCAAGGAAGAGCUACAAUUUAACAUCUCUGAAUUGAGUGGAACAAUUGUGAAGCAAGGAUUCUUAGUUAAACAGGGACACAAGAGGAAAAACUGGAAGGUGAGGAGAUUUGUUUUGAGAGCUGAUCCUGCUUUUUUGCACUACUAUGACCCCACUAAGGAAGAAAACAGACCAGUAGGUGGAUUUUCUCUUCGUGGCUGCCUUGUCUCAGCACUGGAGGACAAUGGGGUCCCAGCAGGAGUGAAGGGAAAUGUGCAAGGCAACCUCUUCAAAAUCAUCACCAAAAAUGACACCCAUUAUUAUAUCCAGGCCAGCUCCAAAUCAGAGCGAGCAGAGUGGAUUGAGGCAAUCAAACCACUGACAUGAGCAAGGUGAACUCCAUGCCAAAUGGCAAGUCAUAUUUGUCAUCAAGUUUCCUGCUUUCAUUGUCUGGGAGUGUUAUUUUUCCCUUAGAUUGUCUAUUUUUGUUAUUUGUACUGCCAUAUUACCUAGCAAUUUCUGACAGACCAGGGUUCUAGGUGCCUAGAAGUCAUGUGGAUUCAGCAUAAUUCCUUAACAACUUACAGUCUAACCAAGA